AUGCCUCCAAAGCGCAGUGCGCGCAGUGAGAAAGCACCUCCGAAACCGCGGGCCGUAGGGCCGAAGACCAGGGCGGCCAAGGCCAAGGACGAGUCGUCCGCGCUGAUGGAGGCCACGAAGGCGGCCGAGGAGGUGGUGCGCUCUCGUAGCAGCACGCCGGAGAGUGGCCGUCAGGCCGGGGCUCGGAGCAAGUCUCCUGACGCCGCGCAAGGCAAGGAGGAGAGUCCUCGGGGCCAUAAAAGCCCGACUCGCGACUGGGAAGCCGCCGUCUUUGACUGCACGAUGGUCCAGUACUCCGGUGAGAGUUCACCCGACGACGAGAACGUCUCGGAGGGCAGCACGCACGCUGCCGAAGGCACGGAGCUGGCGGAAGGCGACAUGACCAACGCCUCGGCCGAUGCAAAGGCCUCGUCAGAGAAGGAGGCGGAGGACGCCGAGUCCGACUCAGGCGACAGCAAGCAGUCGCACGACGAAGUCGCCAUGGUCGACGCUGGGGUCGUGGCCGAGAAGUCGCCGAGCGACGCGGGCUCCAAGCCCAAGGAGGUGCUGGCAUCCAAGCAUCUGACGCUGGCACAAGGUCGUGAGCGUGCCCAAGCGUCGAAAGCGGCUGCCGCUGCGAAGGCCGCCGAGGCCAAGGCGAAGAAGCGUUCAGCUUCCAGGUCGCCUCGCGGCUCCACCUCCAAGCUGUUCAUCGACUCGGAGUCUGAGGACGAGGAGGGUGCCGUCCACGAUCCCAAGGAGCUCUCCAACAACCUCGACGAGCAGCAGCAGCAAUACCACGCUGCUAGCUCGGGUGCGUAUGCCAGGCAGCCGACUGCCACGACUGCCAUCGAGUCUUCUUCAGGCGGGGAUGCCACGUACCCGCAGGGCUACUUCCCGCCCGAGCCUGGCACUGGUGCGCCAGCGCUGUUGGAGAAGCUCUCGGCUCCUCGUGGCCUUAUCGGCGGGUACACCUUGAGGGCACCACACAAGCUCACACUGAAGGAGUUCACCACGCUUCGCAAGAAGCCGGAGGACAAGGGUGGACUCCAUCCUGUGUGGGGUUUCCACUGGGCCAAGCCGAAUGACAACAUGACCUGGAGCGAGGUGGAAGACCUCUUCUGGCGCUACGUGCGCGAGCUCCGCAUCGAGUUCGCUCAACACGUGAGCAAGCGCAAGCUUCACUCGAAGAUGGACGAGCUGAAGCAAGAGGCGAGAGCCAAAGCUCGUGAAGAGCGUGGGCGUGGUGCGGCUACGUCUGCUACCGUGCCCCGGGUACCGGCCAAGAAGCCAAGGACUACUUACGAAGCUGCCGCUGCUUCUCGUCCUAUAUCGCAACAGCCUUCGGGUAGUCUGCCUGGAGCUGCUCAACGGGCUCCCACGAGUUAUCCGACUCAGGGUAACCCCUCCACUUCACGAGCAGCUGGCGCUUGCCAUGGAGCCGCCGCUCCCGGACGGCUCGUUCCACGUGGUAGUGGAUCUGCCCAUUACGAUCAAGGAGGGCCGGCGGUGGCCUCGCACGGCCAUGGCUACGAGCCUGAGGCGACGCAGCCGUAUGUUGGGGCCCCGAGUCAGGUGGUGGCCCUGCAGCAAGAGGAGAUUCGUCUACUCCGGGACCGUGUGUACGUCCUCGAGAUCGCGCUUGGCGUCGGCCUUGGUGGUGAGGCUGCCGCUCGUGCUGGUCAGCCUGGUGCCGUGGAGCAGCUCCGUGAGGAUGUUGCCUCGCUCUAUCAAGAAACUCGCAGUCUCCAUGGCCGUGUGGAUCGUCGAGCCGACCUGUCGUCUUACGACUCGCUGCGAAACCAGCUCGCUGGCCUUCGGGCCGAGCUUCAUGGCCACGUGCCGUAUCCGGAGCAGCAGCAGCCCCACUCGUAUCAGGCCCAGUUUGGCCAGGGCUCGUACGGGGCCCCUGCGUAUUCUGCUCCGAUGUACGCCGCGCCGUCUUACGACCAGCGCGCGUAUCAGGCGCCUUACCGCGACCCGACGCCGCGCUUCGAGGAGCUGCGCUCUUCUCCACCGGGCCACCCACCGCUUCCUGCGGGGCAGCCAGAGCCAGAGGGUCAUGGUUCCUCUUAA
This is a messenger RNA of Phytophthora sojae, 2055 nucleotides long. RefSeq lists its product as hypothetical. The transcript has 3 exons. The coding region runs from base 1 to 2055 and encodes 684 amino acids. The record is from RefSeq and is a predicted model, not a curated record. NCBI's taxonomy places the organism in Eukaryota, Oomycota, Peronosporomycetes, Peronosporales, Peronosporaceae.